AUGGAAAUUCCUCCUCCAAUUCCUCCUCGGGAUUAUGCAAGCAAAAACUCUCCCAUUCCGCUUCCACCCAGAGAUUAUCUACAGAAGGCCGACAAUGUACCUGAACAACCACCACGGAGCCACCCUGGCGCUCAACAGAAGAGUAUUCAAGUCCAAACACAAGGCUACUCAUCAAGUGAUGGUUUGGCAAAUAUAUUUGAUUAUCCUAUAUCUACAGACCCUCCUUUAUCGAGCUUCCAAACAUCAAACCAACAUCCCGUAAAGCUACCUCAAUUUUACGAUGUUCCCGGACCUUUACAAACUAAUAACUUUUAUGGUAACUUUUUGGUUGAUGAUCAAAACUUACCCGUUUGGACACACCCCUAUAGCAUAUGGAAAUCAACAGAUGAUCAGUUUAAAGGGUUAGGGAUCUCCCAUACAUCUGCUUCUCAAAGAGUUUUUGGUGAUGAUCCCGAUACAGGCAAUCUUAAAUAUUUUUUCAACCCCGUCGGGAUAUGCUCAAUGAUGUUAAGUGCAAAUGAAUUUGAGCCCCAAAAUUUCAACUUUAAGGUUGGUGACCUAUCAAGGUUCUCCAUUGGCUUGAAAUUCUUGACUGGCACGGGGGAGAUGCACGUCAAUGCUGUUCAAGGAAUGGGUAUGAUUACUGCCGUUUACAAUGGCUCCAUUACCCCCCGGGUUGCCUCUAAGGUUGGUAUACAACCAAUUCAACAAUUGGGAACUACCUCUAAUGGAUUACAGAAGUACAAGUUUGUAUUAUUUGACAAUACAAGUUGGAUAGUAUAUACCAACUCAAUAUUAAAACAAGUGUCACAAAAUUCUGUUGUCAGCUCUCCAACUAAUGGCCAGCAAGUGAUCGUUCAAAUCGCAAAACUCUCUGACGAUAACUCCAUCCAAUAUUAUGAUAAAGUAGCUGGCUCUUGGGUUACUGGAUGCAUCCUCGAAGCAUCCGUGAUUUCAAACAAUAGAUGCCAGUACACGUUUGAUUACUCUAUAUCGGGUAGUUCAGCUUCUAAUAAGAUUCUACAAUGGUUUUUACCCCAUCAUAUUGAUUCAAUAGAUCCGAAAAUGCAGGAUGAUAAAGCGGGGGAUAUCUCUCUAGACUCUACUUGUAAGGGUCCUAUGGAAGGUUUCAUCAUUUCACAAUUUACCAUGGUUGAAUCCUUACCGCCAGAGAGCUUAAUGUUCGAACCAUGGUCAGAUAAAAGCGGGGUACAUGGCUAUUCAAAAUACUCAUUGGAUAUUAUAAACAAAGUUGCUGAGGAAGAGAUUUCUUUAUUUGAUGUGGUAAAUGAGUCGAAUACCGAUUCAAUGUAUGCAACAGGUAAGGUUUUUGAUAAAGGUGCAUUCCUUCUUUAUGUUGUGGCGUUUGUGUUGAAAAACCAAAACUUAACAAAAAUAAUGCUGGACAAAAUGAAAACAGCUUUUGAUAAGUUUAUAAAUAACAGGCAAUUGGCACCAUUGUGUUAUGAUAAUCAAUGGAAGGGAAUUGUUUCAACAUCUGGACUGCAAGAAGGAAACUUUUAUUGUGAUUAUGGUAACUGCUUCUAUAAUGAUCAUCAUUUUCAUUAUGGUUAUCACGUCCAUGCUGCCGCAAUAGUUGCAUUGGUUGAUCAUAGUUUUGGUGAUGGUUCGUGGAUCAAUGGAUCGAAAGACUGGGUCGAAAAUCUCAUUAGAGACUUUUGUAACCCGUCUCCGAAAGACAAGUAUUUUCCACAAUUCAGAUCGUUUGAUUUUUUCAAUGGACAUAGUUUUGCGAAUGGUUUGUUUGCUCACGGCGAUGGUAAAGACGAAGAAAGUAGCAGUGAAGAUUUUCAUGCCUAUUACGGAAUUAGACUAUGGAGUGCUAUUACAGGAAAUAAAUCACUAGAAGCGGUUUCCUCUCUGAUAUUGGCAAUUGAGAAAAGAGCGAUUGGUAUGUACAUGUAUUAUAAAGAUGACAAUAAAAUCAUGCCUCCUCGUUUUAUUAAGAAUAGGGUUUCUGGGAUUUUGUUUGAGAACAAAAUUGAUCAUGCUACAUAUUUUGGAAUGGAGAAAGAGUAUAUUCAUGGUAUCCAUAUGAUCCCUCUUACUCCAAUGAGCAACUAUAUUAGAGACUCAAGAUUUGUGAAGGAAGAAUGGGAAGGAUUGCAACUAGCGAAACUCGCAGAUGCAAUUGAUAGCGGAUGGAAAGGUCUUUUGAUGCUAAAUUGUGCAAUGUAUGACCCUAAAAGGUCGUGGGAGUUUUUCAGUAGUGAAAAAUUUCAAAGUAGAUGGCUAGAUAAUGGUAUGUCAAGAACCUGGGCUCUUGCCUACGCAGCUGGUAUGGGUGGCUGCUGA
This is a messenger RNA of Pichia kudriavzevii, 2316 nucleotides long. RefSeq lists its product as uncharacterized. The record is from RefSeq and is a predicted model, not a curated record. Gene Ontology annotation, cellular component: cell surface. Bases 1 to 2316 code for a protein of 771 amino acids. Gene Ontology annotation, molecular function: glucan endo-1,3-beta-D-glucosidase activity; endo-1,3(4)-beta-glucanase activity. NCBI's taxonomy places the organism in Eukaryota, Fungi, Ascomycota, Pichiomycetes, Pichiales, Pichiaceae. The transcript has a single exon.